CCGCAAUUCCGGCGCUGACGGGCCGCGCCAUUUCCCUCCCUUUUAGCGCCCGUCGCCCCAGGCUGCUCAUCCGGAAAGGGGGCGCUCUGUUCCCCAAGGUCUGAGCAAGGAAGCUGGGCGUCCAGGACGGCCUUCUCGCCCGAAGGCAGCUAGGCUGCAGCGGACACGCUAGGCGCUCGGUGGGAGCCCGAGGAUCCCCGCUCCAGGAGCCUAGGCCGGAAGCUGCGCCGCCCGCUUCCGCGUCAGCCGGAAGUGCCUGCCACUUGAGGCAGAGGACUUCCGGUCAUUCAGAUUCUGGGAGAUAAGUUUCCAUGCACUUUGGUGGCACAGAAAAUUGACCUGCCGGAGUACCAGGGAGAGCCUGAUGAGAUUUCCAUACAGAAGUGUCGGGAGGCAGCUCGCCAGGUGCUUGCUCCUCGUACGGGGGCCUGUACUGGUGGAGGACACCUGUCUGUGCUUCAAUGCCCUCGGGGGCCUCCCUGGCCCCUACAUAAAGUGGUUUCUGGACAAGUUAAAGCCUGAAGGUCUCUACCAGCUCCUGGCUGGGUUCGAGGACAAGUCUGCCUACGCGCUCUGCACGUUCGCACUCAGCACCGGGGACCCCAGCGAGCCAGUGCGCCUGUUCAGGGGCCGGACCUUGAUGUGGAAGCUGAAGGUGACCGCUCCCGGAGCUGCACGGACAGCCCAAAUUUCUUCCAGCUCCCAUCCCUGUCCAAGUGUUGAGGGCCAGAUCGUGGCGCCCCGAGGCUGCCGAGACUUUGGCUGGGAUCCCUGCUUUCAGCCUGAUGGAUAUGAGCAGACGUCCCACUGUUUCCUGUCAACAGAUGACAAAGCUGAUCAAACAUGCAGCUCGUCCCCCUGUCUCUGGCUUCCCGUAACGACUUUUGGACACAAUUGGGUAUGCAGAGAUGCCCAAGGCGGAGAAGAACACCAUUUCCCAUCGCUUCCGGGCCUUGCUUGAGCUGCAGAAGUACUUCGGCGGCCUCGCUCCCCCGGUAGUUGGUGGUGAUUGCCCCGGCCGGGGAGCUGGGGAAGGCUAGCCUGCCACCUCCGCCAUCAGACGGGCAGCCCUCCAAGUACUGCCGUACGGAUCACCGCUUCCUGGGGCGGGGGGGUUGAGACAGCCUCACCAGCCCUGGAGGAGCAGCUGGCUCAGCUGGGAGAAACUUGGGGCCCUUGGGGAUUCAGUGGGCCCUCCUACAGCCUCCUGGCCUGGGAUCCUGAAAGGACCUGGGCUGUGAACCUGGCCGCAGCAGGCCCGAGGGUUCGGGAAGAACCCCACAAAUCGCCCUCGACGUUUUUAAAGGGUUAGAAAUAAAAAUACUGGAAGGCACUUUCCUCCAGAAUAAACUGGAUAUAUCAGCUUUGAAACCUGC
Molecule: messenger RNA, 1376 nt
Organism: Mirounga angustirostris (Northern elephant seal)
Lineage: Eukaryota; Metazoa; Chordata; Mammalia; Carnivora; Phocidae
Gene: ITPA
Product: inosine triphosphatase
Exons: 10
Coding region: 365-961 (198 amino acids)
Biological process (GO): nucleoside triphosphate catabolic process
Cellular component (GO): cytoplasm
Molecular function (GO): nucleoside triphosphate diphosphatase activity
Source: RefSeq, a predicted model, not a curated record